AUGGCUACCAUCAGUCGCCAGCCGUUUGCUCCUGUCGACGGGGCACGGUUGAAGAGCCUUGCCAGUGUCAAGAACAGGCAAAAUGCCCUUGCCUCCUCGCCCAUCAAGCGAAAAGCUUCCGAGGUCGACGAUGUCGACAACUCCGAGAACAUUGCCCCCAUGCUCUUCUCGAAACGGUCCAAAGGCACCGAUCUCUGGACUGACCUGGCCAAGAGCUUCACCAAGCCUUCUGCUUUCUCCCUCGUCAAGGCUACUCCCGUCUCUCCGGUAGCGAAGGAUUUCUACAGCAACACCCCAUCCAGCAGACUCACCGCUGCUCCCGUCGCACGAAAUAUCCUUCAGCCCAAAUCUCCGGCCGCUCGUCUCAAGGCAAAGGCCCCGGCCCCGACGCCGUCGCCCCUAACAGCCCCGGCGGGCCGCUCACCGACUCGCGCCUCCAAACGCAUGGGUAUCCUCUCGCGGCGCCGCACCCAGCGUAACGAACCCCCACUGUUCCCGGCGGGCACUGGUGUCCCGUUCUCUCUCGACGCUGCUCUCAAGGGGACCAUCCCCAGCUAUUCGGGCAACCUCCGUGCCAGCAAGAACAAGACCAGAAGCCGCGCCACUACGUCGAUUAGCAACGGCAGCCAUGCCCCUCUCGAUUUCUUCAUCCCCACUCCAGACAUGACCUCCUCGUUGUGCUUCGAUAUCCACGAGGACACUCCCGAGCAAGAAAUGACCAACCUUCUUCAGCACGGAACUUGCACUCUCGAUAUUAGCAGCGACGAAGAGUCUGAAAGCCGCGCUAAGCGUGAACGCGCUGAGGGCCGGGAUAAGGAGAACAUCCCCCCGCCGGAGGACGUCAGCCAGACAUCAUCGGCACGCGGUUCUUCUUCUACCGUCGCCGAUAUCGAUGAGGAUGUGCUUUUGUUAAAAGGCCGUGGCCCGCUGGCUGAGAUGAACGUUACCGACUUCUACGCCGAAGGCUGCGACAGCACGAGCGUGUUCAUCGUGCCGGGUGACGAGGAGGACCCCGAGGCCGUGGUGGAGGGCGAAGGCAGCACAGCCGAACCGACCUCGGUGCAAGAUUUGCCGCCUCUUCCCGCUGACGGGGACGAGGAGGAGCAAUGGUUUGCUGAAGAGGGGAUGACCGGGAUGCCGCUGCCGCCACCGCCACAGCCGCAGGCCAGCCUCGAGGAUGUCGACGACGUUGAUGUGGACGACAUCAUGGCCAGCGGCCAGCAGUCACUAGAGGCUAGUUUGGGGCCUAUUGAAAGUACUGCCGAGAGCUUCGAGCUGUGGGAGAGCCAUAGUGCCAAGGACCAGGGGAGCACGCCGGCAUCCCCUACGCCAAUGGCCGAGGAAACGUUGUGA
Molecule: messenger RNA, 1353 nt
Organism: Dichotomopilus funicola
Lineage: Eukaryota; Fungi; Ascomycota; Sordariomycetes; Sordariales; Chaetomiaceae
Exons: 2
Coding region: 1-1353 (450 amino acids)
Source: RefSeq, a predicted model, not a curated record